Thunnus maccoyii (southern bluefin tuna) is the source of this 3712-nucleotide messenger RNA. RefSeq names its product glutamic-oxaloacetic transaminase 1 like 1 (gene got1l1). The transcript is spliced from 8 exons. Gene Ontology annotation, cellular component: cytosol. Gene Ontology annotation, biological process: L-aspartate biosynthetic process. Gene Ontology annotation, molecular function: L-aspartate:2-oxoglutarate transaminase activity; pyridoxal phosphate binding. Lineage: Eukaryota; Metazoa; Chordata; Actinopteri; Scombriformes; Scombridae. The record is from RefSeq and is a predicted model, not a curated record. The coding region runs from base 108 to 1406 and encodes 432 amino acids.
UCACCGUUGCCGGGGUGACAGUAUCCAAAUACGUGCUGUAGCUUGGCAACAGUGCCUAAACAAAAGGCUUGCAGGCAGCAGGGCUGAUUUAGCUGGCUGGGUUCAAGAUGAGCCGACCCGCCAGUAGCCUUAAUGAAAGAGGGGUCAACCAAAAUGAAGAACCAGGGGGUCAUCUCUCUGUGUUCACCAAAACUCACACCGCUGCAGUGAAUCCUGACACGAGGCUAUUGUCCGCCUUCAAGACAGACACUCACGCCAGCAAAGUGUACCUGGCAGGGAGAGAGUAUUUCAGUGAGGAGGGGCAGACCUUUGAGCUGCGUCUUGUUGGGAAAAUAAAGCAACAGCUACACACUGAUCCCACUCUGCGUCCAGAGUAUCCAUCUUCCCUUGGUCUGACAGAAUUCACCAGGCGAGCCACGGAGGCUGCUUUGGGGAAGAGCUCCAAGGCUAUAGUGGAGAACCGGGUGUUAGGUGUCCAAACUCCUGGUUUCACCAGUGCUGUGCGUCUUGGGGCUGAACUCUUGAGACACUGGUAUGAUGUCAGUACUACUUGGGACGGGCCGGUCUACCUCUCUUCCCCUUGUGACAACUCAUUGGCUACUAUCUUCCAGGCAGCAGGGAUUCAAGACAUCCGUGAAUAUUAUUACUGGGAUGACGAGCAUCGGGGUGUUUGUUUGGAGAAGCUUCUGGGGGAUCUGGAGAGGGCUCCGGAGCAAAGUGUUGUUGUUCUGUCAGCCUCUGCCCACUACCCAACGGGAGCAGACCUCUCUCCGAAUCAAUGGGCCGUGAUUACACAACUCGUCAUGAGGCGGCGGCUUUUUCCUUUCCUCUUGCUGCCCGCACAGGCGCUUUGCUGUGGAGAUUUAGUGCGGGACGCCUGGCCUAUACAGUACUGUGCAUCUCUGGGGAUGGAGCUCCUUUGUGCUCAAUCGUUCUCCCACUGUUUCGGAUUGUAUGGUGAAGCUGUCGGACACCUCCUGUGCGUCUUAAAGCACAACUCCCUCCUGUUAGCGGUGCAGUCUCAAGCUGACAAAAUAGUCAGAUCGCUUUGGGCCCGGCCGUCUGUUGGAGGAGCACAUGUUGUUGCCACUGUGCUCGGCAACCCAGCCCAUUAUGUUGAAUGGCAGGGAGAAGUGAAGCGUAUUGUGGAAAGAUGUAUGCUGAUCAGAGAAGUCUUGAGAGAAAGGUUGAGGCUUUUGGGAUCUCCGGGUUGCUGGGACCACCUGAUUCAACAAAGUGGCCUCUACUGUUGUACAGGCUUGAAUGGUCAGCAGGUGGAAUUUCUGAUGAAAAGGAGACAUGUGUACCUGCUACCCAGUGGCUGUCUAAACAUGAGUGCAAUCAACGGCCGUAACCUGGACUAUAUAGCCGAGUCCAUCCAUUUGGCUCUGACCACUUCACUCUGAUCAUGUGGCUUUUGAUCAAGAUCUGAAAUCAGUGUCACAGACGCAUAAAUUUUAACCUUUCAAAUGUCUCAUUGAAAUGCUCGGUUUCAGGUUUGUUCCAGUGAUUGCAAAGAGAAUGCAAACACACACACAGUAUACAGACAUACGUGAAUAUUUAUACCACAAUUGUGAUAGAUAUUACUUUGGUGCUAAUUUUGCGUAGUCUGCCAGAACCUGGAUAAUUUCAUUUGGAAUGUAGUUAUUCAGCACAUGUUCAUUUAUUUAUUUAAUCAUUUUUGGAAAAUCCACUUCUUUGCUUUCUUGCCAAGAGUUAGAUUAGAAGAUCAACACUUCUCCAUUUUUCCAUUAAAUACGAAGUCAAUUAGCUUAUUUUAGCUUGUUAGCUUGGCUCUGUCCAAAAGGAGCAAAAUCCACCUACCAGCACCUUUAACGCUCACUAAUAAAACGUUAUAUAUUUUGUUUUCUCAAUGAGUACAAAAACUGAAGUGUAAAAACACCAAUUUGUGGUUUUACGGGAGGUUAUAUGCAGGACUAUUUCUUAGUCAGGCACAGUGACAAAACCACAAUUUGUCACUUGUACAGGUUAAAAAAGGUAGUUAAAUCAGUGGAUUUUGUCUGAGUGGGUACACACUGUAAGUUGUUAGACAACUAGAGACAACAGAUCUGUAGAUGCUGUGCAGAAAUGGUCACUGACCGGCACUGUCCACUAUAAGUUGAAUCCUGAACUUAUCAGUAGCCAAAGGGUAACCUUUACAGGGAUGAUCUUUAGACAAGCAGCUAUAUAUUGCUUACUGUAUUAAAAGCAGAAAGGAUGGUUUCCUGCUUCAUGAACUCCCUUCAGCUGUGAACAUCAGUCAGAAAAAUCCAUCUUAUAUAUCUUAUAUAUUGGAAACAUAUGCUGUGGACACAGCAGAUCACAGCUGCCUUCAUAAUUCAGCUGGGUUUGCUGAAUAAACAGCUGAAGUAAAGCCAGAACUGAAAUAUUGUCACAACUGUCCAUGCUUCUCAUUAGAAAGUCUAAUGCAUUCCCGUAUCUAUAAAAACAUACAGUAUGCACAAGCUUGAUGCAUUUCUAUGGCAGUCUUUGAUUCUUUGUUUCUUUUGCCUCAUAUAAUAUUUCUUCUCAGCAACAAAUGUCAUGUGUCAGUGCAGGACUGGGUUUAAUAACAGCCACAAUUACAAUCUGACUGGCCAAAGCAGCAGAAAGAAGGAAUUAGAAAAAUGAUUUUGAUUUCACUGACCUUAUUUCAAAAUUAAUUUUCUGGAGGCAAUCAUAGUUUUAACAGGUUGCAUCUGCAAUGUAGUAACCUUUCUUCUAAAAAGAGCUUUACUUGUACACAGAGACUGUAUUGUCAUAUGCCCCGGUAAUUGUUUUAGAAGCAUUUCCUUUCCACUCAACUAAGAAACAUUUCCAAAUGCUGUGAAUGUAUUAUACAGCAAAUUAUUGUUCAUCUGGAAACAUAAGUGAGUAAUCCCAGUUCAUGAACGUCUGUGUAGCAGUAAUGGAGCAAUACAAAAAUUAGUAUUAUUUUCUUGUUUUGUUAAAAGAUAACAUACUUUCGGAAAAACACAAGGCUUUUAUCUAACUAACUUUAUAUCCUCGGUAGACUUCCUCUCAUUUGUGAGAUACGCCACUAUUGUCACUGUAUGCUGUUUAGUUCUGGGAAACCGGUUGCGACAAGGUAUUUAAUGGAGGCGGUGUGCUCGCUCUUUUCAUUUCGGUGACCUUGGGUGCACAAUGAGGAUAAUCAGCAUCCACCAUCAUACAGAGACUGAGCCAUUAGACGCUGUGCAGCCCUUUGAUUUGCAUCUGAGCGUGCUUACAUGUACACAGUGGUGCAGAUACUCACUCGUAUCACAGGUUUGAAGUUUGAGAUAAGUUGUUUACAUGCCUCCUCAGAUUCCACGUGCAGUUAUUCACACAUAUGUGAAUAAAGAGCAUUGCCUUAAUACAAAUAUUACCAUGGAAACUGAACUUGCAUGGACCGCAAAAAUAUGAGAAAGGUGUUGCUUGCCUUCCAGCUAAUAUCAGCAUUUCCUAACAAUCAUAUUCAGCUUUAUAUUGGGGCACUACUGAAUUUAAUAGUUAAUACAGGAAUAUAAAUGUGAGCAAACACAAUGUUUCAAAAGUUAAAUUUAUGCAAUUUAUCUGAAUUAAAAUGUCCAAAAAUGUUCCUCUUAAACAGUGAUCACCAUGACCCAAGAUUUGGGCAUGAAUUGUGUGGUACCACUUUCUUGUAAGUCACCCUUUAUGAUUUAUAAUAAUGCCUUUACUAAUGUCAAUAAAUUAUGUUCUGUUUAUCCUU